ACAGCAGCUCCCUGAUGCCCUAAUUAACACCAAAAUCUUUAAUUAGCGCCUCGUUAAUCGCUCAUUAACUCACAACUCCUCCCAUUCCCGCUUCUCCCCUCAGAAUCUCCCGCGCCCGGGACGCACGGCGGCGAGACUACAACUCCCAUCACCCCCCGCGCGCGCCAAUGAGUAAAGCGCCGGUCCGUUCUCGCAAGGCACGCUGGGAGGUGUAGUCUAUCCGCGUCCCCGCGCGAGGACACGCGCUCGCUGAUUGGCUGCCAGGCCGCAGGGGUGGGUCCAACGCGGAGCCGCGCGCUGUCGGACCAAUGGAGAGCGAGCGGCGUUGAUUGACGCGGCGCUCAGCCAAUAAAACGGCAGCGCGGGCGGUUCGAAGGCGCGCGGCUGGCGGCGGGAAGCAACCAUGGCGGAGGCGGCGCUCAGGAGCUGCGGAGCGGCCGCGGGAACGCCCCAGAAACGGAGCCGGGAUCCCGACAGCUCCUGCUCGGAAUUCCGGACCCCGGUGUCCAAACGGCUCCGAGCUUUUCCUGGAUCCCCAUCCCAGAAUUCCCACUGGAAUUCCCAGGAGAAGCUCCUCGCUUCCCAGAUCCAGUGCUCUCCCAGCUCCCAGGAGGAAAACCAGGAGAACGAAAUUUUUCCCAGGAAAUCGGCGCCUUCCCGGAGAUUGGACAUCCCAGAGGGAAAUCUGGGAACUCCCGGGAAUCCCCAGCCUGGCUCUGCCUCUUCCCACAAUUCCCAGCUUCCCGUGGGGACUUUUUAUGGAAAAACGACAUACCUGGAUCCUCUGGAGAGGAAACGGCUCCGGGAGCUGCUGGGGCAUGGGAAUAUCCUGGAAAAACCUGGGAAUUCCGGGAAUCACGGCAGGAAUUCCAGCAGGAAUUCUGGGAACACCAGGAGGAAUCGCAGCUCCAAAGGCAAAGCCAACCCCAAGCCCCGGCAGGAGAUUCCCAAGGGGAAAAGCAGCGGGAAUGUCGGGAAUUCCCGGAAUUCCGAUGUCGGCCAUUCCCAGAAUUCCAAGGCUGGGAAUUCCCGGAAUUCCGUGCUGCAGAAGAGGCCGGAAUUCCGGGUGCUGAGCGCGGGGGUGCGGCCGGCGCUGCGGCUCCCGCUGGGCUCCGCCUUCUUCCAGAGCGGGAAAAGAUCCCGGAAAAACCCGGGAAGCGCCGCAGCCUCUUCCGGGAAAAACCCGGGAGACUCCAAGAAUCCUCCGGAAAAAGCCCCGGAAAAAUCGGGAAAGGCGGAAAAGUCGGGAUUGGAGGAGGAGGCUGGGGAAGAGGAGAAGGAAAACCGGGAAUGCUCAGCGGGAUUUGGGAAUGAGGGAGAGGAGGAAAUUCCCAGGAAAAGCGUUGGGAAUUCUGAGGGUGCUGAGGGGAAGGAGCAGGAAUCCCCUGGAAUUCCUCCCUCUCCCAGCCCGGAUUCCCAGAAUUCCGGCCCGAAGAAAGAAUUGGGCUCUCCGUGCCCAGCCGGACUCUUCCCCAUCUUCCUUCCCACCAGGAGGAGGCCCCUGGAGGAGCUCCCGGCUCCCUUUGGGAUCGACCCCUCUGGAAAAGCUCCCAGGAAAUCCAAGGAAUCCUCGCAGCAUUCCCUGGACCAGAUGAUCAUUGACGCGGGCCAGCGGCAGCUGGGGGCGCUGCAGUGCGGCUCCUGCGGGAUGCUCUACGCUCCCGGCAUUCCCGAGGAUCGGCUCCAGCACCUCCGGCACCACCGGAGGCUCCGCGAGGGGCUCAGAUACCCGGGCUGGAAGAAGGAGCGCGUGGUGGCGGAAUUCUGGGAUGGCAAAAUCGUCCUGAUCCUGCCCGGGGAUCCCAGCUACGCCAUCAGGAAGGCGCAGCAGGUUCUGGCUCUGGUGGAUUCCGAGCUGGGAUUCCCGACGGGGGCCCCGCGCUGCCCGGAGCCAUCCCAGAACAAUUCCCGGGUUUCCCCGGAGCGCUCCCGGCAGAAUUCCCGGAUUUUCCCGGAGCAAUCCCACGUUUACCUGUUCGUGAGCCCCGGGAACGGCGUCCUCGGCUGCCUGGUGGCGCAGAGCAUCAGCCAGGCAUUCCGGGUGCUGCCGGAGGCGGGCUCGGCGCCGUUCCGCGGUUCCCAGGAGGAUUCCCAGGAGGAUUCCCGGGAGGAUUCCCGGCUGGAUUCCCGGCGCGGCUCCCGCUGGGAGGCGGCGCUGCGGGCGUGGCGCUGCUCGCUGCAGCCCGAGCCCGCCGCCUGCGGCAUCAGCCGCCUCUGGGUGCUGGGGGCGCGCCGGCGCCGCGGCAUCGCCCGGCGGCUGCUGGACACGCUCCGGCGCACGUUUGUGUUCGGGGCCGUGCUGGAUUCCGGGGAUUUGGCCUUUUCCGACCCCACUCCCGACGGGAGAGGCUUCGCUGCCCGGUACUGCGGCCGCGCCGACUUCCUGGUCUACAACCUGCUGCACGGGGAGCCGGGAUCCCUGGGAUCCCUGGGAUUGCUGGGAUCACAGCCCAGCCUGAGCUCCUGAGGGGCUGGAAAAGCUGGGAUCGGUCCAGCAGGGUCCUGCUGACAUCCCAAGGGAGUUCUGAGCUCCCAUGGGAAUCCUUCCCUAAAUCCCUGAAUCCUUUCCCUGAAUCUUUUCCCUAAAUACCUGAAUCCCUUCUUUAAAUCCCUUCCCCCCGCUAAAUUCCUUCCCUUCCCUUCCCUUCCAGACCUUCCCUUCCCUUCCCUUCCCUUCCCUUCCCUUCCCUUCCCUUCCCUUCCCUUCCCUUCCCUUCCCUUCCCUUCCCUUCCCUUCCCUUCCCUUCCCUUCCCUUCCCUUCCCUUCCCUUCCCUUCCCAAAACUUCCCAAAACUUCCCAAAACUUCCCAAAACUUCCCUUCCCAAAACUUCCCUUCCCUUCCCAAAACUUCCCUUCCCAAAACUUCCCUUCCCAAAACUUCCCUUCCCUUCCCUUCCCAAAACUUCCCUUCCCAAAACUUCCCUUCCCAAAACUUCCCUUCCCAAAACUUCCCUUCCCAAAACUUCCCUUCCCAAAACUUCCCUUCCCUUCCCUUCCCAAAACUUCCCUUCCUCCCUAAAUCCCUUCCCUAAAUUCCUUUCACUUCUUUGGGAAUCCUUCUGUCCUGUGGGAAUUCUUCCCUAAAUCACUUCCCUUCCAAAUCUUUCAUUCCCUUUGGAAUCCUUCCCUUCCCUUGGGAAUCUUUCAUUCCCUUCCUUUCUAUGCGAAUUCUUCCCUUCCCUUGGGAAUCCUUCUUUUCCUGGAAUCCUGCCCUUCCUUGGGAAUCCUGAACUCCCACAGGAAUUCCUCAUUCCCUUGGGAAUCCUUCCCCAAAUCCCUCAUUCCCUUGGGAAUGUCCCUCUGGAAUCCUUCCCCUCUCACUUCCUGCACAGUUGCUGCGUUUCACUGGAAAUCCUGGAAUUCUGCCAGGAUUCCCCCGGAAUUCCUUGGUUUUCCCGGGUGGUUUUUUGGGAUUUAAGUUAAUUGGGGGUCAGGGGUUUGUUAAUGGAACUUUUUCUUUUUUUUUUUCUCUAUUCCCUUGGAAUUGUGCUGGGAAUUCUUCCCAGGGGUUUUUCCCAUGGGAUUUGCACCUGGAGCCUCCCGGGGCCCUCCCAGGCAGGAAAUUCCAGGGGGUUGUGGAAAUAUUCCAAUGUUUUACCAUGAUAUUCCAUAAAUUUAUCACAAUA
Messenger RNA from Oenanthe melanoleuca, 3627 nucleotides. It is a transcript of the gene ESCO2, whose product is annotated as establishment of sister chromatid cohesion N-acetyltransferase 2. Gene Ontology annotation, biological process: mitotic sister chromatid cohesion. NCBI's taxonomy places the organism in Eukaryota, Metazoa, Chordata, Aves, Passeriformes, Muscicapidae. Gene Ontology annotation, cellular component: nucleus; chromatin. Gene Ontology annotation, molecular function: protein-lysine-acetyltransferase activity. Bases 404 to 2467 code for a protein of 687 amino acids. The record is from RefSeq and is a predicted model, not a curated record. The transcript has 11 exons.